Molecule: messenger RNA, 1704 nt
Organism: Cannabis sativa
Lineage: Eukaryota; Viridiplantae; Streptophyta; Magnoliopsida; Rosales; Cannabaceae
Product: tetraketide alpha-pyrone reductase 1
Exons: 6
Coding region: 521-1537 (338 amino acids)
Molecular function (GO): oxidoreductase activity, acting on the CH-OH group of donors, NAD or NADP as acceptor
Source: RefSeq, a predicted model, not a curated record
AAAGCUGUUUACAUUUUUUGUAUUCGUUCGUGUUAGGAAUUGUCUUCAAGUUGGUUUUAUAUAAAAAAAUUGUCAAAAAUUAAGCACAGGGUCAUAUUUUUACCAUUUUAAAAAACACAUGGUCUAUUUUGUCAUUUAACAAAACAGAUAGUUCAAUUGGUAAUUUUUACAAAACACAGAGACUAAAAUGAUAUUUACCAUAGAUAUUUUAUGAAAAGUAAAAGUAGUUAAAUGGUUGUUUUAAAUCCCAAUUGAUCUUAUCUUGCAAUAAAAUACCUCAAAAAAGAAAAAGCUUGUAAUAUAAUAUUAUCACCUUCUUCAUCAUGGAGUUGGUAACAAAUAGUUGAGCUUGUGAUACAUUCAAUUUGUAUACAAACAUAUAAAUAUAUUCAUAUUUACAUGCCAUGAAAAUUGGAUGGUUUACCUUCUCUAAUCCUACUUUGAAGUUUGGUUGAUACAAUCAUACAUAUAUAUAAACAUGGUCCAACCUAUAAUAUAGUAUAAUGAGCUCAAAAGUUGUAUGAAGCUAGAAAAUUUAUGUUUAAGAAGAAAAAAAAUGGAUAGUAAAGUAGUUGAAUUGAAAGGCAGAGUAUGUGUAACAGGUGCCUCUGGUUUUCUUGCAUCUUGGCUUGUUAAGAGAUUGCUCUUGUCUGGUUACCAUGUCAUUGGAACUGUUAGAGAUCCAGGAAAUGAGAAGAAAGUGGGGCACUUAUGGAAGCUAGAAGGAGCAAAGGAGAGACUUGAAUUGGUUAAAGCUGAUUUAAUGGAAGAAGGAAGCUUUGAUGAAGCUAUCAUGGGCUGCCAUGGUGUCUUCCAUACUGCCUCUCCUGUGCUCAAACCUUCAUCUGAUCCAAAGGCAGAGAUCUUGCAGCCAGCCAUUGAUGGGACCUUGAAUGUGUUACGUUCAUGUAAGAAGAAUCCAUCCAUGAGGCGAGUGGUUCUCACUUCAUCAUCUUCAACCAUGAGAGCAAGAGAUGAUUUUGAUCCCAACAUACCUUUAGAUGAGUUAUCAUGGAGCUCGAUAGAGCUUUGCGAGAAACUCCAGAUUUGGUAUGUGUUAUCAAAAACCUUAGCUGAGAAAGCAGCAUGGGAAUUCUGCAACAAAAAUGGAAUUGAUUUAGUUACCGUUCUUCCUUCAUUCUUAAUUGGACCUAGUUUGCCACCCACUUUAUGUUCCACAGCUUCUGAUGUCCUUGGCCUACUUAAAGGUGAAACUGAGAAAUUUCAAUUCCAUGGAAGAAUGGGAUAUGUCCACAUUGAUGAUGUUGCCACUUGUCACAUCCUUGUUUUUGAGCACAAAAAUGCCAAUGGACGAUACCUUUGUAGCUCAACAGUGUUGGAUAUUGAUGAAUUAGCUUCUUUCUUAUCAAAAAGAUAUCCUUAUUUGCCUAUUCCAAAAAGGUUUGAGCAAGUUGAGAGACCAUAUUACGAGUUCAACACCUCUAAAGUGAAGAGUCUUGGAUUUGAAUUCAAGUCCAUUAGUGAAAUGUUUGAGGAUUGCAUUGCAUCACUUAAGGACCAAGGAUAUCUUAAUUAAUUGAACCAUUUUAAGGAUCAAUGAGAAGUUUAUAUUAUAUAAUAUAUAUUAUCUAUGGAAUACAUGGACUAUAUGUUAUUAUAAGUAUUGAUGGAAUAAAAAAGAAUGAUAUAUGAAUAUGAAUCAUAUUUUAUCAUUAUUAUUAUUUGGUUAAGAUCUUGAUUCAA